AUGAGUGGUAGAGGCAAAACCGGAGGCAAAGCAAGAGCAAAGGCCAAGACUCGCUCUUCCAGGGCUGGACUGCAGUUCCCCGUCGGCCGUGUCCACAGACUGCUCCGCAAAGGUAACUAUGCUGAGCGCGUCGGUGCCGGUGCUCCGGUGUAUCUGGCAGCUGUGCUUGAGUAUCUGACUGCUGAGAUUCUGGAGUUGGCUGGAAACGCCGCUCGGGACAACAAGAAGACCCGUAUCAUUCCCCGUCAUCUGCAGCUUGCGGUGCGCAAUGAUGAGGAGCUGAACAAACUGCUGGGCGGAGUGACCAUCGCACAGGGCGGUGUGCUGCCCAACAUCCAGGCGGUGCUGCUGCCUAAGAAGACCGAAAAGGCCGCGAAAGGCAAAUAAGUGCACUAGAAAACCGCAU
This is a messenger RNA of Danio aesculapii, 406 nucleotides long. Its product is annotated as histone H2A. NCBI's taxonomy places the organism in Eukaryota, Metazoa, Chordata, Actinopteri, Cypriniformes, Danionidae. The transcript has a single exon. The record is from RefSeq and is a predicted model, not a curated record. Gene Ontology annotation, molecular function: protein heterodimerization activity; DNA binding; structural constituent of chromatin. The coding region runs from base 1 to 387 and encodes 128 amino acids. Gene Ontology annotation, cellular component: nucleosome.